AUGAAUGAUAUACUGAAAUCCCUUGAUGAACGUAUCUUAGAACUGGUAGAGGAAGACGAUAUCGAAAGUACCAUAGAAGAUUCCAGUGACUACCUCAAUGACGUCUACGCAAGUAAAUUCAAGAUUCAACGGUUAAUCGAAAGAAAGCGCAGGAAACCAACAAACCCACCCAGCCCCGGAACAGAGGAAACAACCCCACCGACAGUUUCAACUCCGCCGACAGUUACACCCAGUACAAGCGGUGACAAUACAGCACAGGUGAUGUAUUUCACUGCCCCGAAAACAAUAAGCCUGCCAAAACUUCAACUGCCGACAUUUAAUGGUAAUAUACUUCAAUGGGUGAGUUUCUACGAUGCCUUUAAAUCUGCAGUACACAGUGAUUCUAAUCUCGGAGAUGUCCAAAAGUUCCAAUAUUUACGUGCGCAACUUACAGGCGAAGCAGCUCGCGCCAUUGAAGGCCUUCAACUGACCGAUUCUAACUACAGACAUGCCAUUCAGAUUCUCGUUGAUCGUUAUGGACAAAACCAUAAAAUCAUCGCCGCAUACAUGAAAUCGCUAUGGGAGAUGCCAAAACCAACGGGUGAUCUCAACAGCCUGAAAAUUUUUUAUGACAGUCUUGAAAGUUAUAUUCGCGGUCUCCAAUCUUUGGGAAAAAGAGAAGACUCGUACGGCAAUCUGCUUGUGCCGAUUAUGCUAGAGAAAUUACCCGGUUACGUCCGAAAACAAAUUGCACAGGAACACUGCAAUUAUGAGUGGAAACUUUGCGAAUUACAUGAAGCUAUCCUUAAAGAAAUUGACGCAUUACAAGCCGGUUAUUCGCUCGACAAAUUUGACCGCGAACCACCUACUGAACCACCCGUCACCGCCGCGUUCUACGCUGGAACGUCUACAGAACCACGGAAACCACGAUCGUGUGCUUUCUGCAAGGGAGAACAUAGCCCAAAUAACUGCAAAGUUGUCAUCGAUUGCAAUAAACAAUUUGUGUUUUAA
Messenger RNA from Saccoglossus kowalevskii, 990 nucleotides. RefSeq lists its product as uncharacterized. The record is from RefSeq and is a predicted model, not a curated record. Lineage: Eukaryota; Metazoa; Hemichordata; Enteropneusta; Harrimaniidae.